GUUUGUGUAGCAACGUUCAGUUCAGGCAGAAAACAUUAUUGGGUUUUUAGUUUUAAUUUAAAUCAUUUAUAUUGACGUAAUUGCUCCAGGUAACAUACACCCACAUGAUGUGCAUAUAACUGAAGAUAGAUUAAAUUUAUGAUAUAUAAAUUUUCCUUCCUGCUUCUUUCUUCUUCUUCAUGACGAGGAACUAGCGUCUGGUUAGGCGGCCGUCCAUCAAUAUUCGCCUUCGUAACAAUUCUUCAUAUUUUGAACAGUGGCAGUGACUACCUAACAACUAUCUAAUCCCUAUAGUCCAUGACAGUCUACUCACAACAAACUGACGGACUAUUUUUGAAAUGUUUGGAAGUUGGUUUGCCACAAAAUUUAAAUUCAAGAGGUGUUGUUUGAAAGUAAUCGAAAUUUUGUCCAAAGGUAUUGAAGAAAAACUUUGAAUAAGGAUUCUGGAUCAAUUUAUGUGAACUGUAAAUACCGAAAUAUGGAGAAUAACUCGUUUAGUAAUAAAAUUGAGGAUUAUCAAAUUUCCAAUUUAUUGGGAAAAGGCGGAUUUGCAUCAGUUUAUAAAGCAAGAUGCCGUCUCACUGGAAUUCAAGUUGCUAUUAAAAUGAUUGAUAAAAAAAUGCUUCAAAGUAGUGGUAUGAAAAAUAGAGUCCAACAAGAAAUAGCUAUCCACUCCCGUUUGAGACAUCCCUCUAUAUUGCAACUUUAUACAUUUUUUGAAGAUGCACAAUAUGUAUAUCUAGUACUAGAAUUGUGUGAUAAUGGAGAAUUGCAACAUUAUAUAAAACAGAAGGAGUUAUCUGAAUUCGAAGUUAGCAAUAUUAUGAGGCAAGUGGUUGAAGGGAUAAAAUAUUUGCAUUCCUAUAGCAUUUUACAUCGUGACAUAUCACUUUCAAAUUUACUGUUAACCAGAGAUAUGCAUGUGAAAAUUGCUGACUUUGGUUUGGCAACUCAACUUACAAGACCUGAUGAAAAGCACAUGACAAUGUGUGGAACACCAAAUUUUAUAUCACCUGAAGUAGCUUCUCGAAGUUCCCAUGGGUUAGCAGUUGACAUUUGGGGGCUAGGAUGCCUUCUCUACACUUUACUGGUUGGAAAACCACCAUUUGAUACCCAAAAUGUAAAGAGCACAUUAACUCGUGUAGUUAUGGAUACAUAUUCUAUUCCUGCCCAUUUAUCCCCAGAAGCUAAAGAUUUAAUUAACGCUUUGCUUCAAAAAAAUCCUAAAGAUCGUAUUGGAUUGGAUCAAAUUUUGGACCACCCUUUUCUUAAGAGGAGCUUGGUUAUGAUGACACAUGACAGUGGUAUUCAUACCAUGUCUAGUCGUAGAGAUAGUGCGUUUAAUGAUGGGUCAUAUUCCUCUAACUUUUACUCAAGAAAAGCUAGUAGUGAUUGUUGCCCAUCAACUGUUCCCUACAUUACAAGCCGGUUGGCUCAUAGUUUGGAACAAGUCAAUUUUUAUGACCAACAUUGCCAUAAUGAGCAAAACCAGGCUCUAUGUGUUGAAAACACUGAUCAGAACACUUCCUGCAGUUGUCGAUCUGUUUGUAAGGGUCAUGCAAACAAAUACAGUUACCAAGAAAUCUGUCCUUCUGCUAGCCAGUGCAAUGGAAGCUGUCAUCAUUUAAAUGAUCCAGGAGGAGGACAUGCACCACAAUCAGUUUUAACUAACCUCCCCUUCAAGUCACCCUCUUUACCGUUAGAAAGUACCAACUGUUUAACUGGAAAUGGUAAGUCAGCUUCUCCAUAUAGUAUGCCCAGUUAUGCAAUGUCCCAUACAAGUCAAACAAGACCUGGUGAUACAUUUAAAAAGGAAAAUCUAGAACAACUUUGUUCUCUGCGACUUUUACCCACUAAACACCAAACAAAUAAUGCUGUUUUAAGUAUUUUGAAUGAUGGUGAAGUUGUAAUAGAAUUCAUUAAACGAAGGGGAUCAAAGAAGAAAGAAAUGGUGUGUGAAGUUAUGCGAAUAUCUCCAGAUGGCGCAAGGGUGAUUUUAUAUGAACCUGAAAGUGGUAGAGGGUGUCCUGCAGGGCAAGAGCCUACUCCAGUUCCAUUGGCAGGUGCAGAUCACAUUUUUAGCAUAAAUAAUUUGCCAGAAAAACACUGGAAAAAAUACAUGUAUGCCCAUAAAUUUGUCAACCUUGUUAAAGCCAAAACACCCAAAGUAACAUAUUAUAGCGAUAAAGCUAAAGGCCUUCUAAUGGAGAAUUUGAAAGACUUUGAAGCAUCAUUUUAUGAAGGUGGAAAGGUCACUUAUUCCACCACUGGAGGAGUUACUUUGAUUGACUCUUCGGGCCGAAAAUAUGAUUUUAAAAAUUCAGAUGACUGCCAUAGUCUGACUGGCACCUUGGAACUUAUGUGGAAUCAUUCUCAUGAACUUUUCGACCAUUGCUUGUUGCUGGAGAAGACAAUUUCACUAAUGAAUAGCAACGAUUUUCCUAUAAUUGUCGGACGAAGGCCAAUAUCAGUGGUUAAUUAUAGCGAUAAGGAAAAUCAUUCAAGGACUGCUCCCGCAUUUAUGGCGUCAUUUAAUAGUACUGCGCCAGGAACAUCUUUUGGUACAAACGUUAGCAGGGAAAGGAAAGUGGUUGUUCCAGGGGUUGGAACUGCUACUCAGCUCUCUAAUGGAGAAAUAAAAGUGAAAUAUCAUGACGGUUCCCAACUCUGGGUGGAUGGUAAACACAUCAGGCAUCAAUACCACCGUGAUGGUCAAAUUGUGAGGUAUACUGUGGGCGGUAGUUUACCCGAAGACAUACUGGAAAAGUUUCAGCACAUGUUAAAAGCUAUUGAACAGUUUCGGCCGAGCCCUUUAAGCACCAAGAAGAUACACAAUUUUAGGUAGUGCUCUUAUAAAGAAUAUUUUCUAUAUUUCUCGCUAAUAUUGAGGAAUUAAAAGUUAGAGUGUCCAUUUGCAAUCAGAGUACUAGAAAUCGAUUUAUAUUUUGUAGAACAAUUUUCGACAUAUAUGUAAUUUUAGAGUCGCACCAACUGUUGUCUAGAUGAAGAGCAUAGGUUUUGUUAGGAAAAUUGUUGUUAGAAAGCUUUAGUUAUUAUGUAAAACACAAAUUAUUUUCUAAU
Cylas formicarius (sweet potato weevil) is the source of this 3081-nucleotide messenger RNA. RefSeq names its product serine/threonine-protein kinase PLK4. The record is from RefSeq and is a predicted model, not a curated record. The coding region runs from base 479 to 2845 and encodes 788 amino acids. Gene Ontology annotation, molecular function: protein kinase activity; ATP binding. Lineage: Eukaryota; Metazoa; Arthropoda; Insecta; Coleoptera; Brentidae. Gene Ontology annotation, biological process: protein phosphorylation. The transcript is spliced from 9 exons.